This is a messenger RNA of Sphaerulina musiva SO2202, 858 nucleotides long. RefSeq names its product Prefoldin, subunit 3. Gene Ontology annotation, biological process: tubulin complex assembly; protein folding; microtubule-based process. Gene Ontology annotation, molecular function: tubulin binding. The coding region runs from base 77 to 697 and encodes 206 amino acids. Lineage: Eukaryota; Fungi; Ascomycota; Dothideomycetes; Mycosphaerellales; Mycosphaerellaceae. Gene Ontology annotation, cellular component: prefoldin complex; cytoplasm. The record is from RefSeq and is a predicted model, not a curated record. The transcript has 6 exons.
CGAACACUGUCAGUACUGGAUGACAUAAACACGCCGACAGACAGGAUCAGAUACAGGUACCUUACCUAUACCCGAUAUGGCGGAGGUUCAGAAGAAGAAGAGUGCUGGGAGCAGCAAAGAUGCUCCCACCAACCCACGAGGAAUUCCCUAUGCGCCCUUUGUCGAUCGUGUGGAAGAUUAUGUUUCGACUCGCGCAGACGUCGAAGGGACUUUGAAGAGUUUUCAGGAGAUGAUUCAGAAAUAUCAAUUCAUGGAAGCCAAUAACAAACGUCGUAUUGGAGGCUUGAAGGAUAAGAUUCCGGAUAUUCAGAAGACGUUGGAGACAGUUCGGUUUUUGCAGAAGCGUGAUGAAGACUCCGAACCCCUCGAAGCAACAUUCGAACUCAACGACACCCUCUUCGCCAAAGCCCACAUUCAUCACACCCAAGAAGUCUAUUUAUGGCUUGGCGCAAACGUCAUGCUCUCCUACCCCCUCCCGGAAGCCGAAACACUCCUCAUUUCCAAACUUGAAACGGCACAGCAGAGUUUGGCAAAUUGUGAAGAUGAUGUUGAUUUUUCGAGGGAGCAGAUUACGACAAUGGAAGUCGCUACUGCAAGAGUGUAUAAUUGGGAUGUUGGGCAGAGGAGGAAGGAGAAAGGGGGUGGUGAUGAUGAUGAUGGGGAUGAUGGGAAGGGAGGUGGUGGGGUGGAGGGGUGAAAUGGAAUGGAAUGGAUGAGAGAGAGAGAGAGAGAGAGAAGUAGGACGUGAUCUUCUUUCUUUCUCUUGAGAGAAGAAAAGAAGAAGAGGAAAAAUCGUUCCUGUUCGAGAGCUAUUAUCAUAGAUAUCUCUGUCCAAGAAAGCAAGCAAGACAAGAGUCC